Sphaerodactylus townsendi is the source of this 699-nucleotide messenger RNA. Its product is annotated as centrosomal protein kizuna-like. The annotation marks the transcript as partial. The transcript has 2 exons. Gene Ontology annotation, cellular component: centrosome. The record is from RefSeq and is a predicted model, not a curated record. Gene Ontology annotation, biological process: spindle organization. NCBI's taxonomy places the organism in Eukaryota, Metazoa, Chordata, Lepidosauria, Squamata, Sphaerodactylidae.
AAUAUGAAGGACAAAUUAAGAGUAGUCUGGCACUCCAGAAAAACAGUAUGUUAAAAGAUGAUGGGAAAGAUAAUGUUAACCAACUGAUGCCGGCAGAGGCAAGACAAGCAGGAGUUAACACCAGGACAGACAUGUCAAGAGGACUGUAUCACACGGCAGCCAUCUUUAUGGGCCGCCAAAUGUCAGCUGUCUCAAGCGCUGAAGAUUUCGGUGUGCUGCAGAAAUCUUCCCGGCUCACAAAGAGCUUUUCAAUUUCUGACCUGCCUGCACACAGACAGCCAUCGCAGAGAAGCGACGUGACAGACAGCUGUGUACUACAAACUAAUAGUGAUCUCCAGCCCUCAAAUCAGUCUGACAAAACACACGGGAAGACGUAUCUGCCAGCGGGCGCCAAAAUGUCAGUCACAUCCGCUGUCUCAUCUGAGGAGGGGGAAACGUGCCGCGUAGCAGUCGAACGCCAGGCAAAUAAUUGUGGUCGUAAUUUAGCGGAAAGUGGAACAUCUCCUGAAGUUAACUCCCCGUUGCAUGGAAGAUUAUUUCCAGAGAACAAAAGUGAUGGUUUCUGCAGAUCUGUAGAAGGAACGCUGACACAUAAGCACUCUGCGGUAAAUGAACAGCAAUCUGAAAGGCCAAUCUCGCGGCCGUUUUACCCUGAGCAAGCCGUUUCUGGAAAUGGAUGCUCGAGAGAGAAAGUCUCAG